Protopolystoma xenopodis is the source of this 306-nucleotide messenger RNA. NCBI's taxonomy places the organism in Eukaryota, Metazoa, Platyhelminthes, Monogenea, Polystomatidea, Polystomatidae. The record is from the annotation of a GenBank genome assembly.
AUGGUUGCCAAGGCGUUGUCGUCCGAAGGCUCAGUCUCCGCUAAUUCAGACUCCCGAACCGAGGCUGACGCGGAUGACGGAAUCAUAUCGUCUCCCCUUUCCGCGACUCCGGCGCCAAGAGUAGUCCCACCUUAUCGUCACCUCGUGACGCUGGAGCCCUCUCUUUUGCAGCACCAGUUUGCCACGAAGCGUGAGCAGAUUGAAAGCCCCGCUCGUCCCGAAAAGCCGCAAACCGAGUCCGACGCCGCGGCCAAAACCGAGGCGCUCCGAGGCUGGCUCGAGGCGUCGAGGCAAAUCAGAAGCGAG